Messenger RNA from Otolemur garnettii (small-eared galago), 1639 nucleotides. RefSeq names its product autophagy related 10 (gene ATG10). Gene Ontology annotation, molecular function: Atg12 transferase activity. The record is from RefSeq and is a predicted model, not a curated record. Gene Ontology annotation, cellular component: intracellular anatomical structure. The transcript is spliced from 8 exons. Bases 62 to 727 code for a protein of 221 amino acids. NCBI's taxonomy places the organism in Eukaryota, Metazoa, Chordata, Mammalia, Primates, Galagidae. Gene Ontology annotation, biological process: protein lipidation; protein modification by small protein conjugation; macroautophagy.
CCCGCCCCCGCCGGGCCGGGCUGCGGGGUCAGGGGCCAAGCGGAGCGGGUUAUCACUUAACAUGGAAGGAGAUGAGUUCUUUGGAGAAAAAGCAUUCCAGCAUUAUUGUGCAGAAUUUAUUAAACAUUCACAACAAAUAGGUGAUGGCUGGGAAUGGAGAACGUCAAAGGACUGUUCUGAUGGUUACAUGUACAAAAUACACUUUCACAUUAAAAAUGGGACUGUGGUGUCACAUCCAGGGACAUCUGGCCAUGGACAGACAUGUCUUCCCUUGGAGGAGGCUUCAGAGCUACCCUCGGAUGAUUUUGAAGUGACUGGGACUGCAGCAGCGGCAUCUGAAGUGAUUAAAUAUGAAUACCAUGUCUUAUAUUCCUGUAGCUACCAAGUGCCUGUACUUUACUUUAGGGCAAGCUUUUUAGAUGGGAGACCUUUAACUCUGAAGGACAUAUGGGAAGGAGUCCAUGAGUACUAUAAGACACGGCUGCUCCAGGGACCUUGGGACACUAUCACCCAGCAGGAACAUCCAAUACUCGGGCAGCCCUUUUUUAUACUUCAUCCCUGCAAGACGAAUGAAUUCAUGACUCCUAUAUUAAAGAAUUCUCAGAAAAUCAAUAGGCACGUCAACUACAUCACGUCAUGGCUGAGCAUCGUAGGGCCAGUUGUUGGGCUGAAUCUACCUCUGAGUUAUGCUGAAGCCACCUCACAGGGUGAACGAAAUGUGGACUGACCAAGAUUCUUCAUUUGAACUUAGAAAUUGCAACAUGAAACGUACCAAAAGUUUCCCUGGCCAGCUGUUUUAUAAGACCAAUACUAUGCAAUAUUUCAUCUCACCAAGAUUUGACAUGGAUUGUUUUUCCCUCAGAAGCAAAUGGCUGCAGCAACUGAUAUUUGAUAUACAAUGUACUGAAUGUUUAGAAAAAACACUUCAAAGAUACAACUUACUAUAAAUAACAAAAAAAAAUGAACCUAAUUUAGUAAUACUAGAUAUACUGACAUCAUUAGGGCACUAAUUGUCAUUUUUUUCUAGGCUAGGCACUUCCCUUCCCUUUUUUCUGAUAUUGAGAUUGAUAGAGAAAUUGAUUUGUAUACUCUUUUCAAUGUAAGAUGUAUGAAAUUAAAACACAGGAUUUACACAUCCCUGAAAUUAGUGAUAUAAAUAUAACCAAUCUUAUUUUCCCACAAUCAAACUCAAGAAUGAUAGAUUAUUUGGGUUUUAUUCCAAAUGUGUAUGUGCGCGUGCAUGUAUGUGGGUGUGUGCAAAUAGAUAAUACAGAAUAAGGAAAAUACAAUCAAUAUUUUAUUGUGAGGUAGUGUGUUUUAACAAGCAAAGUAUGGCAUAGUAACUAGAUAGGAAGUAUUUAAACAUUAACGAUUCUUUUUACCUAUAGUAACUAAACAAUAGUCAUUGUGUCACUCUUCUUGUCAAACUCACAAAUGGCUCUACUCUACUAUAUGAGGGAUCUUGAGCAAAUCUUCACAUCUGCAAGACUUAUUUCUUCAUCUUUAAUUUGGGAAUAACAAGCUAACUCAUAGGGUUUCUGUGAGAACCACAUGUGAUUGUUAAUGCCUGGGAAAAUAUUACAAAGUAUUAUACAAAUACCCCUUAAAUGGUUACCUUGUCUGCGAUUGUUAUUUGCUC